Molecule: messenger RNA, 1523 nt
Organism: Photinus pyralis (common eastern firefly)
Lineage: Eukaryota; Metazoa; Arthropoda; Insecta; Coleoptera; Lampyridae
Product: probable cytochrome P450 303a1
Exons: 3
Coding region: 51-1523 (490 amino acids)
Biological process (GO): xenobiotic metabolic process
Cellular component (GO): intracellular membrane-bounded organelle; cytoplasm
Molecular function (GO): iron ion binding; heme binding; oxidoreductase activity, acting on paired donors, with incorporation or reduction of molecular oxygen, reduced flavin or flavoprotein as one donor, and incorporation of one atom of oxygen
Source: RefSeq, a predicted model, not a curated record
UCAAGAAUUGAGUUUGGUGCUGAUUCAAAUUGUCUGCGAGCACAUUUAAAAUGUGGUUAAUACUAAUAUUGUUACUGCUAGGGUUGCUAGCGUACCUGGACACGCGAAAGCCUAAAAACUUUCCGCCAGGUCCGGCGUGGUUGCCAUUCGUAGGGUGCGCUUUGCAACUGUACAGGCUCCAUUUGAAGACGGGACACCUGACGAAAGCUACGCAAGUACUUGCGGCGAGGUAUGGGUCUCUGGUGGGAACGCGCGUUGGACGGGAGCAUUUGGUCUUCGUUUGCGGAUUAGAGGCGAUCGAGGAAAUGUUCACCAGGGAGGAGUUCAAUGCCAGACCUGACGGAAUAUUGGCAACGAGUCGGACUGGAGGCCGACGCAGGGGCAUUCUAUUCACCGACUCAAAACUCUUCCAAGACCAAAGGAGGUUUGUACAGAAACAACUGAAGGAGUUCGGAUUUCGUAAGGAGGUAAUGUCCGAAAAUAUCGACAGAGGAGCGCGAGCAAUAAUCGAUGACGUGAAAAAGAAAACGAACCGAAACGGAGUAGUUGCUGUUAACAGUUUGUUUGCCGAACAGCUUUUGCAAACGACUUGGGCCUUACUCGCGGGGAACGAGAGUUUCCUGGACGAUUCCGAAGUACGCGAAUUGCACAGAGCGAUGGAGAAUUUUUCUCGAUGCGCCACCGUAUCAGGUACGGCUUUUAGUAACUUUCCGUUUUUGAAACGGAUCUGUCCCGAAUAUUGCGGAUAUAAUGCGUACGUGAAUGCCCAUAAGAAUAUCCUGGAAUUUGCAAGGCGAAAAAUACAUGGCUUGAGAAAACCUACCGUGCGUCUUAGCCUAAUCGGAGCCUAUCUAGAGGUAUUGAGUGGCCCAGAGAAAACGGACAACUUCGAUGAAGAGCAAUUGCUAGCGAUUUGCCUGGAUCUCUUUCUGACGGGUUUUGAAACUCUCCAGCACGCGUUGGAAUUUGCGAUAUUUUACCUCGUACUUCAUCCAGAUGUUCAGCGAAAGGCCCAAAAGGAACUUGAUGGGGUUGUUGGAAGUGGGAGACUGCCUAGUUUAGAGGACAAGCCACGGUUGCCCUACAUAGAGUCUAUAACCAUGGAAACGAUAAGAUUGUAUGGGGGUAGAUCAUUUCUUGUACCACGACGGGCGACGAGAGACACCACGUUUAACGGUUACUUUAUUCCAAAGGGUACCAUUUUACUUGGAAGCCUGAGGUCGGUAUUUAUGGAUCCGAACGGCAGAUGGGCAAAUCCAAGCGUUUUCGAUCCUGAACGUUUUCUAAAGGACGGCAACUUAAACGUGCCGAGCGAUUUCAUACCGUUCGCUUUGGGAAAACGAAGGUGUCUCGGCGAAAUUUUGGCAAGGGCAAAUCUGUUCCUAAUCUUGGCUUGUCUUCUUCAGACGUUCAAUUUUAAAGCCGUUCCGGGGAACCCGCCGAAGCUCGAGAUUAUAGAGAACCUUAGUCCGACUCUGAAACCUUUUAAAGCUGUUGUCAGUUUAAGAAAGCCGGUAAAUUAA